GAGGCACGCUGUCCGAAUGACUUGAUUGGGUAGUGCACUAACUGUCCACGUCGAACCGAGGUUCACGAUAGACACUUAUUAAUCUUCAAGGCGUUCCACGAAAACAACUUUUCUGUUCAGGUAUAAAUACCGUAUACCGCCACAAGCAGUCCUACCUUUGAAGCCAUGAUAUAAGUCCCAUCUACCCACACCCCUACAUACCUCCCCACCUCGCCAUCCCCUACAACUCCCUACUCCAUCCCUUUCACCACCACCAUGGCCACCACCAUCGCCCAACAACUCGCCAUAACCCCCCUCUCCACCCCAGACACCUUCCAAUCCACCCACCUCCCCCAAACCAUGGGCAACACCGCCCCCAUCGCCUACGGCGGCUGCGCCCUCGGCCUCGCCGUCAACGCCGCCACCCACACCGUCCCCAACUCCCACUCCCUCUACUCCCUAACAGGCCACUACCUAGGCCCCACCCUCCCCGACCGCCCCCUCACAAUAACCAUCACCCGCCCGCGCUCCACCCGCUCCUUCUCAACCCGCUCCGUCACCCUCAGCCAGCUCCAACCCAACGGCACUAAUCGCACCUGCCUGGUCCUCCUCGCAGACUUCCACGCGCCCGAGCAGCACAGUCGUGUCAUGUUCGAGUAUAGCGAGGGGCCGAGCAUGCGCUGGCCGGCCGUGGAAGCCUGCGUGGGGAGUAGGAUGGCGUUUGAGCAGUGUGGUUUUGCGGAGGGAGUGUAUGCGCGCUAUGGGGUGCUGUUUGCGCUGGGCGAGCGGUUUUUUGAUACCCGGCAUCCGGUUGGGAGUGCGUUGGUGCGGAAUGGGUAUGGGGUUGCGGGGCGGACGGGAGGGGGGUUGGUGUCGCUGGGUACAGCUACGGCUUCAGCUUCAGCUACGGCAACAGCUUCAGCAACGGAGACGACGGAGACGGAGACAGAGCGGAAGCAGACGACAGACAGCACGGAACUAAUAACAACGCAGCGAAGCGCGCAAUGGGCGCGCGUCCGGCCGGCGCACGCAGGCGAGCUGACGGACGCGGGGACGCAGAUGGGCGCGCUAGCCUUCUACAUGGACGGGUGCCUGUCAUUUUUGCCGCUGAGCCAUGCCGGGUUGGGGCUGGAGGCGGCGGCGGCGUGUUCGAGUUUGGACUUUGCGAUGAGGGUGUUUGUGCGGGAGUUUGAUUUUGGGCGGUGGUAUUUGAAGGAGAUGGGGACGGUGCGCGGGGGUGGGGGGAGGACGUUUAGUGAGGGGAGGUUGUUUGAUGGGGAGGGGGUGUUGGUGGCGCAUAUGAGUCAGCAGUGUAUUAUGAGGGGGUGGGGGGAGGGGGAGAUGGAGAGGUUGUAGGUUUGGAGGUUGGGUGGUGUGGGAGGUUGUGUGUAUAGGUGGUGUGUGUCUUGGGAGGUGGUGUUGAUGUGUGGAUGUAGGGCUUUUGGGAUGGAAUAUAGAUGUAGAUAUAGACAGGUGCUUAGAAUAGCGCUUAUAAUUGAAGUGAGAAUAGACUUUAUGUAAUCC
Pseudovirgaria hyperparasitica is the source of this 1503-nucleotide messenger RNA. RefSeq names its product Thioesterase/thiol ester dehydrase-isomerase. Lineage: Eukaryota; Fungi; Ascomycota; Dothideomycetes; Acrospermales; Acrospermaceae. Gene Ontology annotation, molecular function: fatty acyl-CoA hydrolase activity. The record is from RefSeq and is a predicted model, not a curated record. The coding region runs from base 256 to 1335 and encodes 359 amino acids. The transcript has a single exon. Gene Ontology annotation, cellular component: peroxisomal matrix. Gene Ontology annotation, biological process: acyl-CoA metabolic process; fatty acid catabolic process.